Arabidopsis thaliana (thale cress) is the source of this 399-nucleotide messenger RNA. RefSeq names its product RING/U-box superfamily protein. The transcript has a single exon. NCBI's taxonomy places the organism in Eukaryota, Viridiplantae, Streptophyta, Magnoliopsida, Brassicales, Brassicaceae. The record is from RefSeq and is marked reviewed. Bases 1 to 399 code for a protein of 132 amino acids. Gene Ontology annotation, molecular function: ubiquitin protein ligase activity.
AUGGAUACUAUUGACGAAAUUCUCAUUGGUUUCUCCAUCAUCGGCUUGAUCGUCAUCGUGAUUGCUAACUGUUGCGACAAUAUAGAUCCCCCUCCCACGAGAUUACCUCCCGAGACAAUCCAUCAAACUGUACAGCCUCAACAAGACAUUGAAACCGGACAGAGCAAAGCCCUAGUGUUCAAAGAUAUCAAAGAAGAAGAAGGAGGAAGAGAAGAAGAAGGUGGUGGUAAACGUUUUUGUCCAAUUUGUUUGGAAGAGUACGAGGAUGAUCAUCAGAUUAGGCGUUUAAGAAACUGUGGACAUGUUUUUCAUCUUUUGUGUAUUGAUUCUUGGCUUACACAGAAACAAAACUGUCCAAGUUGUCGCCGUUCUGUUGAUUUGAUGAGUUUAGGUCUUUAG